Astyanax mexicanus (Mexican tetra) is the source of this 2559-nucleotide messenger RNA. RefSeq names its product aldehyde dehydrogenase 1 family, member A2 (gene aldh1a2). The coding region runs from base 131 to 1690 and encodes 519 amino acids. Lineage: Eukaryota; Metazoa; Chordata; Actinopteri; Characiformes; Acestrorhamphidae. The record is from RefSeq and is a predicted model, not a curated record. The transcript has 13 exons. Gene Ontology annotation, molecular function: aldehyde dehydrogenase (NAD+) activity.
CACACCUGCUCACACGCGCAGCACCAAAACCCGAAGCCGCGAGGAAGGAAACACUCACGCGCCCCUAAACCAUACACGCACACGCGCGCACACACAUACACGCUCACGCACUCACUCGGACGCGCGCGCGAUGGCUACAAGCGCAACUGCUGGGAUGGAGGGUGAUGUGCAGCGCGAGCCCGCAGCGCUCCUGGCCUCCCUCAGACUCACCCCGUGCCCCCUCACCAACCCGGAGAUCAAACACACCAAGAUUUUCAUUAAUAACGAAUGGCACGACUCUCUGAGCGGGAAGACCUUCUCCACCUACAACCCGGCUACAGGCGAGAAAAUCUGCGAUGUCCAGGAGGCAGAUAAGGCGGAUGUGGAUAAGGCAGUAAAGGCCGCUCGCUCUGCUUUCUCUCUGAGUUCAGAGUGGAGGAGGAUGGACUCCUCUGACAGAGGGAGGCUGCUCUCUAAACUGGCCGACCUGGUGGAGCGGGAUCGGCUCUACCUUGCUACCCUGGAGUCGCUAGACACCGGGAAACCCUUCCUCUCCUCCUUCUUUGUGGAUCUUCAGGGAACGAUUAAGACGCUGCGAUAUUUUGCCGGAUGGGCCGACAAGAUCCACGGCACGUCUAUUCCAACCGAUGGAGGGUAUUUAUCAUUCACCAGACACGAGCCAAUCGGAGUGUGUGGACAGAUCAUACCGUGGAACUUCCCUCUGAUGAUGAUGGCGUGGAAGCUGGGACCGGCUCUGUGCUGUGGGAACACGGUGGUGAUGAAACCGGCCGAGCAGACCCCCCUCACCUGCCUGUACAUGGGAUCGCUGAUCAAAGAGGCCGGGUUUCCACCAGGAGUGGUCAAUAUUUUGCCAGGCUUCGGGCCAACCGCGGGAGCCGGCAUCGCCUCGCACAUGGGCAUAGACAAAGUGGCUUUCACUGGAUCCACAAAGGUCGGCAAACUGAUCCAAGAAGCAGCUGGAAAGAGCAAUCUGAAGAGAGUCACGUUGGAGCUGGGGGGCAAGAAUCCCAACAUCAUUUUUGCAGACGCUGAUUUGGAUCUGGCAGUAGAGCAGGCCCACCAGGGGGUGUUCUUCAACAGCGGUCAGUGCUGCACGGCAGGUUCUCGCAUUUUCGUGGAAGAGUCGAUCUAUGAUGAGUUUGUGAGCAGGAGUGUGGAGAGAGCGAAGAGGAGGAUAGUGGGAAGUCCGUUUGACCCCACAACCGAACAAGGACCUCAGAUCAGUGCAGAGCAGCAGAGGCGAGUGCUGGAGUUCGUUGAGAGCGGGAUCAGUGAGGGAGCGAAGCUGGAGUGUGGAGGGAAAGCUCACUUCUCUAAAGGCUUCUACAUCCAGCCCACCGUCUUCUCCAACGUGCAGGACCACAUGCGCAUCGCCAGAGAGGAGAUCUUUGGGCCGGUUCAGCAGAUCAUGAAGUUUAAGACGAUGGAGGAAGUCAUUGAGAGAGCCAACAACACCGAGUAUGGCCUGACCGCCGCCGUCUUCACCAACGACAUCAGCAAAGCCAUGGCCAUCUCCACAGCUCUGCAGGCCGGCACCGUUUGGAUAAACUGCUUCAAUGCCCUGAGCUGCCAGUGUCCUUUCGGAGGAUUCAAAAUGUCAGGCAACGGCCGUGAACUGGGCGAGUAUGGCCUGAGGGAGUAUACAGAGGUGAAGACCAUCACAGUGAAGAUGCCAGUGAUCAGCUGUUAAUUUCCCCCCACGCUGGAUCCUAAUGAAAGAAAGACUUCCUCUGGCCAGCCCCCCCGUGGCCGUCUGCAGUGGUCCUGCACCACCCUGUCCACUAAAGCUAACAUCACCAGCCAUCUCCAUCCAGCAGCACCACUGGCCCACCACUCUAUAAUACCAGCCUCCAGCGUCCACUAGUUUUAGGGUCUUCAUCAUCUCCACAUUAACUCCCACCAGUGGCCUCUUUUCUCCAGCUCCAUUAACCACAUUAAAGCACUCGGAGACGGUGAAGGAGGCUUACUCUAUAAACCACUCAGCAUCCCAUCCACUAACUGACCACGCCCCCUCCCUCUAGCUCCGCCCAGCCCGGAGCACGCUCCAUCGCUGGGGUGCAGAAUUUGGCCUUUUGGCUUUUAGCUGGGAGGGAAGGGAGGUGUCGCUCUCAAACCUCAUACGUAACACACCCCCUUACUUUUGUCUCACUGUGUAAAACCCAUCAGCUGUGUUUCGGUUUGUACUAAGACCACUGAAGCUCUCUGUCUCAGAUAAAAAAAGAAGAAAAAAACUAAAGAAAAAGAUGGAUGUGAACUUUUAAUUAAAUAUUAAUUCUAAAAAUGUAAUUGUUUAAUUGUCUUGUGUUUUUGCUCUUUGUUUUUAUGCCGUAUAUAUAACUCUGUAUGUCGAUGUGUUGACCAAUGUAAACAGAAAUGGUUUACCUCAAAAAAAAAAAAAAUACAUGUUAAUAUGAGAAAUGCAUUAUACACAAAUGAUUAGUCAUUGGUGUCCAUUUAUUUUAAUUCUUAAACAAUUAUGUACUAUGAACAUAGAAGGUAAAAUAUAAAAAAAUGACUAUAGUUUUGUUUUCCUUCAUUAAAACAUUUUCAUUUUAAAAA